Messenger RNA from Didymodactylos carnosus, 792 nucleotides. The record is from the annotation of a GenBank genome assembly. NCBI's taxonomy places the organism in Eukaryota, Metazoa, Rotifera, Eurotatoria, Philodinida, Philodinidae.
AUGAUUUUCCUGUGUGUUGGGCCCAGUUUUGGUGUCCUCAUUGAUGGAUUCAAUUAUGAUCUUCCCGGACGUUUUCUAUUCAUAUGUAAAUUUCGUUCAUAUUUGGCACAAAUUAGUGGAAUGUGCACAUUGACAUUUAUUAUUCUGCCAACUAUUGAUUGCUAUCUCAAAUUGACCACACAUUUAACAUUCACAACAAAGUAUGCAUGCCGUCUUAUUAUCGGUACAAUCGUGUUUUGGGUAGUUCAAUCGAUUCCAACUUUCAUCUAUUUUCAAAUAGACACAACAACACAAAAAUGUCAUCCUAAACCAGGCAUCUUUUCAAUUUAUCAUGCCGUUUUUCUGCUCAUUGUAUUUAGUCUUAUUCCGUCAUCGUUAUUAUCAAUAUUUGCUUCCCUCACUGUUUAUAAUUUACGUAAAGUUCAUGAUCGUAUUCCACCAUCUAGAACAAACAAACGAAUACAAGAUGUCAACAGAGAAUUAACUCGAAUGCUGUUUGUUCAAGUUGGUCUGAUUAUUUUUGCUUCAAUUCCUUUUGCUUGUCAAAAUAUUUACGGGCUAAUUACUGUUAACAAUAUCAAAAGUGAAAACCGUCUAGCAUGGGAACAUUUCGCACAUAUUCUAUCCGAAUUAUUAAUUGACGUUUACUGUUCGACAGACUUUUAUCAACAUAUUUGUCUGUCGCCAAUGUUUCGAAAAUAUUUUUGUGCUACAGCAAGAAAUGUACCAUUUGUAAAAUGUUAUGCCACAGUCGGGCGUUAUCAUCGGACACGGCAAAAAACUGAAACGUAG